Molecule: messenger RNA, 1761 nt
Organism: Aspergillus ochraceoroseus IBT 24754
Lineage: Eukaryota; Fungi; Ascomycota; Eurotiomycetes; Eurotiales; Aspergillaceae
Product: DUF5427 domain-containing protein MTC1
Exons: 2
Coding region: 104-1615 (503 amino acids)
Source: RefSeq, a predicted model, not a curated record
CACCAGAAGCUCCAAGAAGUACCUAAACAACGACGACUCUCCUCCACUCCUUCCAGUUCCAUCCUCUAUUCCCUCCCCCUCUACAUACUCAAGAGGUGUCACAAUGCGUCCCAAGACCUCGAAACCCACUAGCGAUGAGCUUCUCGCUCAAUUUGACAACCUCGGCGUCGAGUCACCCGCAGACCAGCCUACCAAGCCGGCAGCCGCAGCCACUUCCCAGACAGAUGAGGAUAUCCUAGCUGAGCUGGGAAAUCUCGCCUCCCAGCGCCCAAGCAGUGGGCCUGGAACUCCUCGUGUGUCGAUUACAGAGACUAGGUCGCCGACGAAGUCGCCUAAGCCAGGUCGGUCUAGUGAGGAGAAGCCCGCACCGCGGAAGUCGGGAGAAAGUGUUCGGUCGGCUCGUGCAGGGAAUAAAGCGGCGGAGGUGCAGACUGCUGAGGAGGAGAAGCCCACUGCCAGUAGCGGUGGAUGGUGGGGAGGUAUCUUUGCAACUGCCAGUGCGACUGCUAGUGCAGCAAUAAAGCAGGCCGAAGCCGCAGUGAAAGAAAUCCAGCAUAACGAAGAAGCUCAGAAGUGGGCCCAGCAAAUGAAAGGGAAUGUUGGGGCUCUGAGGGAACUAGGUGGCGAGCUUCAAAAGAUGGCCAUCCCUACAUUUACGUCUCUUAUUCACACCAUCGCACCCCCAAUUUCAUCUCACGAACGACUCCAAAUCCACGUUACACACGACCUAUCUGGCUACCCGAGCGUGGAUCCUCUCGUCUACGCCGUCUUCUCGCGCGUUAUGUCCCAAGUCGAAGGCGGCGAUCUCCUCGUCAUCCAGCGCGGCCAGGAAUCCGCGCCCAAACGUGGGCACGACAACAGCGCCUCAACUGCCGGCUGGCACGACGGACCCUGGUGGCGCACAGUCACCCCUGGUAACCCGCGCUGUGUUUCAGCCGUGCCCGGCCUCGUGGAGGCAACUAAGCUUUGUCGUGCCAGCGCGGAGGCCUACGCCGCCGAGUACUUCGCCUCGAAAGGUGGGGUGGAAGAAGCAGCCAAACAAGCCACCCAGAUUCUGAGCGAGUCCAACCCCGUUCGCAGCAGCGACAUCUUCCUCGCCAUCCAAGCCAUCACCCAAAACUCCCCCACAGAGCUAUUCCAGGCCGGCCCUACCUCGGAGAAAGCCACCGCGACAGGCAUCGUCGACGGUCCCAACCCAGCCAACGACGAAAUCACCUUCGCUCUCUACCUACACGACCCGAUCCACGGCAUCGCCUUCCACACAGUCUCCCAAGCUAUCCCCCAGAAAUGGAUCGAGUGGCUAGACGCCUCAGCGCCCGCUGCUGCUACAGCUACAGAAGAAGACGGAACUGACGCCUCCUCCGAGGAUCACUACCCGCACGCGAUCAUCCCGGAAGAGAUUGCCGAAAUCGUCGAGAACGGUGGCGUGGAUCCGCGUGAGUGGGCUGCAGAAUGGAUGGAGGAAACGCUUUUACUUGCGAUUGGAGUGGUUGCGCAGCGCUAUGUGGCUCGCAGGAUGGGCGUUGGCGAGAUCGGAGCAACGAAGGGGAAGAUGCGUGCUGAGCAGGUAUCAGUUGUAGAGAGUGGAGCUGGGGAAGCUGCGCGGGCGCUUUAAUUUCAACGUACUCCGUACCUACCUAUGUACUCCGACCUAGUACGGAGUAGUUCGAGUCAUGAAUUAAGUUUCUUUUCUUUUCUUUUCUUUUGGUCUUUCUUCUUCUAUAGUUAAUAUUUAGUAUCUAUUCCUUACUACUCCAUUCC